AAGUUUAGAAAUAAAUAUGUUAUCGCCCUAAUUAGUGACUUGUGUAUAAAUGGCUUCCUUGCUACAAAUCAAAAUUCAGUUGAUCUUCGUCACUGUGAAACCAAAUUGAUCUCUUGUUGAGGAUAUAAGUGAAAAGGGAGAAAUAAUUGCGAGCAGAGAAAAUGUCCUUCGGCAAUGGAGUGAAAUCCUGUGCAAAGCUGGUGAAGUCUUCAGAACCAUUGUUGUUGAAAUCAGCUAAUCGAGGGCUUCACUCAACUGGUGUGAAGAGAAUGGGAGGACAUGCACAUGGACACGAUGAACCCUACUAUUUGCACGCAAAGCACAUGUACAACUUGGAUAGGAUGAAAAAUCAGAAGUUGAGCAUGAGGCUUGGAGUUUUCACUGCAUUCAGCAUAGGUGUGGGCGUUCCAAUCUAUGCAGUGAUGUUUCAGCAAAAGAAGACGGCCUCUGGAUGAUAUUCUUCACUCAAACAAUGUGUGCAAUCCAAUAAGAAACGUCGGUUGCACCUCAGUCAGUCCUCUCCUCUCCUUGGUUUUAUUAACUCUGUAUAAACCCUCAUUUCAAAUGCUGCAUACAAACUCAGAAAGUCGAUUCUGUUUUUCCCAAUAAGUGUUUUCAUCAGAAUUCCCCAUUAUAUUCCACAUUUUGAUCCAAUCUGUUUUACUACCCAAAGAUUUUUAUUGUUUGGGUUCAUUCAUUCA
Cucurbita moschata (crookneck pumpkin) is the source of this 701-nucleotide messenger RNA. RefSeq lists its product as uncharacterized. Lineage: Eukaryota; Viridiplantae; Streptophyta; Magnoliopsida; Cucurbitales; Cucurbitaceae. The transcript is spliced from 3 exons. The record is from RefSeq and is a predicted model, not a curated record. The coding region runs from base 162 to 455 and encodes 97 amino acids.